AUGAUUAAAGUUAAUGAAUUUUUCACAGCAGAAUUAGGCUCAGACUAUGUUGCUAAAUUUAUUGCCAACAAAAUCAACGAAUUCCAACCAAAUGAAACCAAACCGUUUGUGUUAGGUUUACCGACUGGAUCUUCGCCUGAAGGUGUUUACCGGAAGUUAAUUGAGUUGAACAAUUUAAAAAAAGUUUCCUUUCAACACGUGGUAACAUUCAACAUGGAUGAAUAUUGCGGGCUAUCCCCAAGCGAUGAACAAUCGUACCAUCAUUUUAUGCAUACAAAGUUUUUCGAUCAUGUUGAUAUCAAGCCUGAAAACAUUCAUAUUUUAAAUGGGUUAAGCAAAAAUCGUGCUGAAGAAUGUGCUAACUAUGAAAAGAUGAUUGCUAAAUAUGGCCCCUUUCAAAUUUUUAUGGGUGGUAUAGGGAAAGAAGGCCACAUAGCCUUUAAUGAAUCUGGCUCCAGCAGAAACUCUAAAACUCGUGAAAUUCAAUUGGCUCAAUCCACCAUUGAAGCCAACUCUCGAUUUUUCAACAACGAUAUAUCUAAAGUGCCAAAAUCUGCAUUGACUGUGGGUAUUUCUACUAUUCUAGACAAUUCAAAAGAAGUCAUUAUUUUAGCAUUUGGAACAUCAAAGGCCGAUGUUGUUUCCAAAACCAUAAAUGACAACAUAGAUUCUAAAACACCAAGCACUUUUUUAAGGGAACAUCCAAAUGUUACCUUGGUUGUUGACAAAUCUUCUGCUUUAUUGCUACAUAAAAAAUAA
Saccharomycodes ludwigii is the source of this 759-nucleotide messenger RNA. RefSeq names its product glucosamine-6-phosphate deaminase. The record is from RefSeq and is a predicted model, not a curated record. Gene Ontology annotation, molecular function: glucosamine-6-phosphate deaminase activity; identical protein binding. Bases 1 to 759 code for a protein of 252 amino acids. Gene Ontology annotation, biological process: carbohydrate metabolic process; D-glucosamine catabolic process; N-acetylneuraminate catabolic process. NCBI's taxonomy places the organism in Eukaryota, Fungi, Ascomycota, Saccharomycetes, Saccharomycodales, Saccharomycodaceae. Gene Ontology annotation, cellular component: cytoplasm. The transcript has a single exon.